This is a messenger RNA of Lactuca saligna, 1629 nucleotides long. The record is from the annotation of a GenBank genome assembly. NCBI's taxonomy places the organism in Eukaryota, Viridiplantae, Streptophyta, Magnoliopsida, Asterales, Asteraceae.
AUGUCCCCAAAUUCACGCGGCACGACCAAUUUGACAUUGAGUGUGCAAUUGGUUUUCCUGUUGAUUUGUUGCUACUUGCAUGCAGUUUUGAGAUUAAUGGCGAAGGAUUUGAAGGUUCGAUCGAAAAGUGAAGGAACAGUAACCUGUGAUUCUGAAGCUGAGAGCUUAAAGGACUACUGGAUACCCGAUUACAUACUGUUACAUGAAUCAAAAGUUGAAAAACCAUCACAUGUUCCUGCUUCUCCAGUGAUAGUAUUUAUCAAUUCAAGAAGUGGUGGCCAGCUUGGUGGAGAGCUUCUACUCAGCUACCAAACACUUCUAAACAAAAACCAGGUAUUUGAUUUGAAUAAAGAGGCUCCUGAUAAAGUACUUCACCAACUAUUCCUCAAUCUAGAGAAGCAUAAACGCGAUGGGGAUUCGUUCGCCUCUGAAAUCCAGAAAAGAUUGAGAGUUAUUGUGGCAGGAGGGGAUGGAACUGCUGGUUGGAUCCUUGGAGUGAUCUCUGAUCUCCACUUAUCACAGCCACCUCCAGUAGCCACAGUGCCUCUAGGAACCGGAAACAAUCUCCCAUUUGCAUUUGGUUGGGGGAAGAAAAACCCUGGAACUGAUCUUGAAGCAGUGAAGAUGUUCCUGAAUCUGGUAAAAGAUGCAAAAGAGAUGAAAGUAGAUAGCUGGCAUGUUCUGAUGAAGAUGAGAGUUCCAAGAAAAGAUGGUUCUUGUGAUCCAAUAGCACCUUUGGAACUACCACACUCUUUGCAUGCUGUCCAUCGUGUCCCUCAAUCAAAUCCAUUGGAUGAGGAAGAGUAUCACACGUUUCGUGGAGGAUUUUGGAACUAUUUUAGUAUGGGAAUGGAUGCUCAAGUUUCAUACGCGUUUCAUGCAGAAAGAAAGCUACACCCAGAAAAAUUCAAAAAUCAAUCUGCUAACCAUAAUGCCUAUGCAAAACUGACAUGUUCACAAGGAUGGUUUUGGGCUUCACUUUCUCAUCCAUCUUCAUGGAACAUAGCACAACUGGCAAAAGUUUCAAUCAUGAAAAAGCCAGGCCAAUGGGAAGUCCUGUCAAUACCUCCUAGCAUAAGGUCGAUAAUCUGCCUAAACUUGCCUAGUUUUUCGGGUGGACUCAAUCCAUGGGGGAUACCAAGCAGAAGGAGACUUUGUGUGAAAGAAUGGACUCCUCCAUAUGUCGAUGAUGGAUUUCUUGAAGUUGUUGGAUUCCGAAACGCUUGGCAUGGAGCUGUUUUAUAUGCCCCAAGUGGACAUGGGACCCGUCUCGCCCAGGCAAGAGGGAUUCGUUUUGAGUUCCACAAGGGUGCAGCGGAUCAUACGUUUAUGAGGAUGGAUGGGGAGCCAUGGAAGCAGCCUCUGCCAAUAAAAAAUGAGAACGAGAGUGUUGUGAUUGAGAUAUCUCGUUUUGGUCAAGUCAGUAUGUUGGCUACAGGGGAGAAUCCCUCUAAAAGUGUGAAUGACCCGUUGACCCCACGGACUCCUAGUAAAGAUAGUGAGUAUGACAGUGAUGAAGAAGAGUUGGAGAUUCCUGAAGAUAGAAAAAAGUUGGGGGCGGCUGCCAGUUUCAAACUACCUGAAGAUUUCAACUUAUCGCAAGGGGUACAAAUGAAAUGGUGCGUAUGA